This is a messenger RNA of Protopterus annectens (West African lungfish), 2125 nucleotides long. RefSeq names its product zinc finger protein 480-like. Lineage: Eukaryota; Metazoa; Chordata; Ceratodontiformes; Protopteridae. Gene Ontology annotation, biological process: regulation of DNA-templated transcription. The record is from RefSeq and is a predicted model, not a curated record. Gene Ontology annotation, cellular component: nucleus. Gene Ontology annotation, molecular function: zinc ion binding. The coding region runs from base 266 to 2125 and encodes 619 amino acids. The transcript is spliced from 8 exons.
AAUAAUAAUAAUAUCUAUUAGAAUGGUCUGCUGACUAUGGUUUAUUCACUGCAAAUCUUUAUUUAGUUUGCUUGAAUUCCUCGUGGUUCUGGAUUGUGAACAACAAUUCUACAAUUUCUUUGUUAACAGGAUUUGAUUAAAAAAAAAACUCUCCUUUCUUAAAUGUUGAAAGGAGCUUCCUGCCUGGAGUUACACAGUGAAAUGAUUACUUUUUAAUAAUUAAAGCUGAGACACACAAGAAAUAGACUUCAAAGAGAAAGGAAAAAUGCAGAAUCUGUGUGCUGCAAAUGGGGAAACAGGGCAGUGUUGUGGGAAGCACAAAAGGAGUCUGGAGCUGUUCUGUCAGGAGGAUGAAACCUUUAUUUGUGUCCUGUGUGUUCCCAAACAUUCCAGCCACACUUUUGUAUUCUUGCAUGAGGCAGCCAGUGUGUAUAAGGACAAACUGGAAACUGCUUUAACAUCUCUGGAACUGAAAAUGAAAGAACUUAAAUAUCUGCAAAACGAGCAAGAGAAAGAAAUCCUUGAUAUACAAGAAGAUGCUUUUAGUGUGGAACGAUACAUUAAACAAGAAUUUUACAGACUUCACCAGUUUCUCCGAGAUAAGGAGCAACAGCUCAUCCAGCAGCUUCAGAAUGAAGAAGCAGACAUUCUAAAUAAAAUAUUAGAAAAUCUUGAAUGCAUUAAACAUGAUAUUAUUGCCUCCCACAUGGUAGUGCCUGAUGGUACCUUGGAGCAAGAACCUAUGGAAUCACUAACAGUACCAGGAACCUUUGAGGAUGUUGUUGUCACUUUCUCAGAAGAGGAGUGGAAGACAUUAAAAAAACAAGAUAAAGAGCUUUACAGAGAAGUGAUGGUAAAUAACUAUGAGACCAUGGUUUCAGUAGGAUACAGUAUCUCUCCAAUGAAGUUAUUGCAGAUAUUAAAAGAAGAGGAAGACGUGCCAGUAGGUGGUUUGAAGGGAGGAAAUACCAUUGAACAGAAGGAUAAUCUUAAAGGUAAAGUCCGUGGGCACAGUAUCCCUCCAAUGAAGUUGUUAAAGAUAUUAAAGGAAGAAGAUGAGCUACCUAUAGGUGAUAUCAGAGGAGGAAAUACUGUAGAACAGAAGGUUAAUCUUAAAGGAAAAGUCCAGGGUAACGGACAUGCAGAACGCAGUGCAAGUUGCAUUCAGCAACCAUCAGUUGGGACAUCCCAGGUAAUAUACCCAGCAGAGAACAUGACACAGUGUGCUCAGCCCAUAAAGGGCUACCACAAGCUUCAUCUCUCUUCUGUACCACAACUUCACUCGGGAUGUAACUAUAGCAAAAUAUAUGAAACUAACACAAGUAAGAAAACAUAUAAAUGUACUGAAUGCAAAAAGUAUUUCACACGUCUGAGUAACCUUCGCCACCACCUUGCCGUUCACACAGGCGAGAAACCCUAUAAAUGUACUGAGUGUGGUAAGGGCUUCGCUUGUCUUCGCUAUCUUCGAAAGCAUUAUGUUAUUCACACUGGAGACAAACCAUAUAAAUGUACUGACUGUGAUAAACGUUUUAUACUGAGGUCACACUUAGAAUACCACCAGAACUGUCACAAAGGGCUAAAACCAUUCAAGUGUCCUGAAUGCAACAAGUGUUUUGCAGAUCCCCGUAGUGUUCAAAAGCAUUAUCUCAUUCAUACAGGAGAGAAACCAUAUAAAUGUACUGACUGUGAUAAGUGUUUUACACAAAAGGCACACUUAAAAUACCACCAGAAUUCUCACACAGGACUGAAACCAUAUAAAUGUACUGAAUGCAGCAAGUGUUUCACACAUCAAAGUAGUGUUCGAAAGCAUCAUCUUAUUCACACGGGAGAGAAGCCUUAUAAAUGCAAUGAAUGCAGCAAGUGUUUCAGAUAUCUUAGUGGCCUUCGACAGCAUCAUGUUUUUCACACAGGAGAGAAACAAAAGCAACCUUUAAAGCAGGAAAACUGCAGCACCAGGAAAACGUCAGUUUGGGACAAUAAUGAUCCGCUUGAUCCUAUUAUUGUAGUCUGGUACAUCAAAUAUAACAAGACCACCUCCCUUAUCUGGUUGGACAACCCUAACAUUGGUGGUCUGGAUCAACUCUAUACAUUGUUUCUCUUCGUUUGUAAUGUUAUUAGUAAUUAA